AUGAGCAUUCUGACGCAUCACUUCCCCAAAUCGCAGCCAUAGUUGCCACCCCCAGACCUGCCCCAGCCUAGACCCACUUCCUCCCAAGAGCUCACAGCUGCAGUGCUGGAGUCAGAUGUGACCCUGGAAGUAAGGCUAUCGUCCAUGGAGAGGCCCCUCACGGUCCUGCAGGUGAGCCUGUACCACCCCACGCCGGGCCCUGCCACCUUCGCCAAUGUCCCUCCGCAGCUAGAGCACGACACCAGCCCACUGCUGGUGGGCCGGGGCCCGGAUGCCCACCUCCAGCUGCAGCUCCCUCGCCUCUCCCGCCAGCACUUGUCACUGGAACCCUACCUGGAGAAGGGCAGUGCCCAGCUGGCCUUCAACUUGAAGGCUCUGAGCCGCAAGGGCCGCGUGAGGGUCAACGGGCUGACGCUGAGCUUCCUGGAGCAGGUGUCCCUGAGCACCGUCAACAGGGUCACCUUCUCUGGCAUGCAGAUGGUGGUCCACAUCGAGGGAGGCACCUCCCUGGAGGCCUUUGUCUGCUGCUUCCAACUCAGCCCCUCACCCCUGAUUUACAGGCUCCAGCCUGAGGAGACCGACGAAUGGGAAAUCAUCCCCCAGGAGCAGCCUCCCUCAGGUUCAGGGCAGCGGGCUCCGGGUCACCUGGGGCUUCUCGACAGCCCUUCCCAGCCCAGCCCUGGAGGAACACCAGAAAUACGGCUCCAGAGGGAGCCCCCAGACAGUGCGCUCUGCUAG
This is a messenger RNA of Kogia breviceps (pygmy sperm whale), 738 nucleotides long. It is a transcript of the gene TIFAB, whose product is annotated as TIFA inhibitor. Gene Ontology annotation, biological process: canonical NF-kappaB signal transduction. Gene Ontology annotation, molecular function: protein binding. The record is from RefSeq and is a predicted model, not a curated record. Lineage: Eukaryota; Metazoa; Chordata; Mammalia; Artiodactyla; Physeteridae.